Morus notabilis is the source of this 1283-nucleotide messenger RNA. Its product is annotated as coiled-coil domain-containing protein R3HCC1L. NCBI's taxonomy places the organism in Eukaryota, Viridiplantae, Streptophyta, Magnoliopsida, Rosales, Moraceae. The transcript has 7 exons. The coding region runs from base 46 to 1146 and encodes 366 amino acids. The record is from RefSeq and is a predicted model, not a curated record.
GAAUUCAUUAUAGAAGUAGAACCAAAAGUUUUCGCCACAACAGCCAUGGACGAAGCACAAGAACACAACAACAACAACAAUAAUUGGAGCGAAUCGGUGGAGGAUCUGGCGGCGGCCGGAGACGCAGACGCCGCAAUCUCUCUCUUGGAAUCCGUGAUUUCCGACCUCAAUCCAUCGGAUUCUCAACUGCCUUCUGCUCUGACCGACUUGGCCAAUCUCUACUCCUCCAAAGGCUUCUCUCUCAAAGCCGAUCAACUUCACUCUCGCGCUUUCCUCCUCCAGCAACGCCGUUCCUCUUCUGGUGUUCUGGACGAGGAUUUGAAGGAGGAGAAGAAGAAGCAGGGCUUGUCUCCCAACAAUUCUCUGCCUUGCGAUGAAUCUUCAAAGGAUGGGAAUGUUGAAAAAUCGACGAAAUUACAGAAUGAUGCUUCGCCUCAGAAUGAGACUUUAGAUGAUGAUUGGGAAGCUAUUGCAGAUCGCACGCCUGAUGAAUUACUUUCCUCACAAUGUUUGCCUGGAGUAUCAGAACUUUCUUUGCAAGAUUCCAAAACUAAUGCCCCUAAGCAGCGUGGAAGGGGAACAUUUUCAUAUAAAAAACAUGAAUUGUACAGUGACCAUUUGUCUAAGAAGACAGUUAGUGAUUAUACCGAGGAUGAAGAUGUUGGUCAUGAUUUAGAGAGUAAUACAGAUGUAAGAAAAUCAAUAUAUGGUACACGUCAUGUUCUUAUUUUGGCUGAUUUCCCCCCAAGCACAAGAACAAUAGAUCUGGAGAAGCUUUUUGACGAUUUUAGAGAUCGUGGAGUUGUUAUUCGAUGGAUCAAUGAUACCACUGCACUCGCAGUAUUCCGAACCCCGCCAAUUGCACUCGAGGCCAGCAACCGUGUCAGUUGUCCGUUCACAGUACGAAUACUUGAUGAGGCCGAUGACCUUAUAAGCUCAAUCCAAGCAAAAGAUCUCGAACCUCCUCGACAGAGGCCAAAGACAUCAGCAACAACUGCCCAGAGGCUGAUUGCACAGGGAAUGGGUUUGAAAUUAACUUCGGCAUCGUUUGGCUCGAGAGAAUUGAGAAAACAGGAAGGUGAUAGAAGGAACCGCAUUGUCACGAGGCAAAAACUAAAAGAGGAUGCUUGGGGUGGCGAUGAUUAAGCUUUCAAACUGACAGUUUAUUAAUCUUGUAUACUAGGGCUUAUUUAUGUUGAAACUUUCCCUCACAACAUGUGCAAUUUUGGAGUGUGAAAUAUUUUUCGUACGGUGGAUCUUUUAAUCUAAUUUUAACGCUUAUG